Astyanax mexicanus (Mexican tetra) is the source of this 1369-nucleotide messenger RNA. RefSeq names its product myeloid-associated differentiation marker homolog. The record is from RefSeq and is a predicted model, not a curated record. The coding region runs from base 268 to 1335 and encodes 355 amino acids. Lineage: Eukaryota; Metazoa; Chordata; Actinopteri; Characiformes; Acestrorhamphidae. The transcript is spliced from 2 exons. Gene Ontology annotation, cellular component: membrane.
GGUUAGUUUAUUAUGGGCGGAGAGAAAAUAAUAAAACACAAAUGCACUUUAUUUAUUAGUUGUUGUGGGAGUGGCUUUGAAGAGGCGGAACACUUUUAUCCCAGAGGAGCUUCAGUGACCAUGUGAAGACUUUGCCUGCAGUUUCAUAUUGGAGCAAAGCCACAAAGGCACAGCAAUACAUCAGCAAGACAUCAACUGAACUGCACUUCAAGCCUCUUCCAUAGAGGCUGAUCUGAGAUCUGUUUGCUUGGAUUUCUCUGCAAGACCAUGACCCGUCUGUAUUGGAUGCGUCUGCUGGCUCUGGUGUUCAGUUGCGUGACAUUUGGCCUGGUAGCACAUGCAGGAGGAUUGGGUGGAGGAGUCGGGGCAUGGUGUAUGUUUUGCUGGACCUUCAGCUUCAUUGGCACUCUUUUGAUCUUUCUGGUGGAGAUAUUUGAUUUGACAGAGAAUGUCAAGGAUUUCUGGGUCAACUUCUCAGUCACCUUCUCUAGCUAUGCAGCUCUGCUGUGUCUCUUUGCCUCCAUUACCUUUUCCCACAGCUUUCUGAAGGACCACCAUAACUACGACGUGCUCAACCACCUUAUAGCAGCGGCGUUUUUCUCGUGGAUGACCACUUUGGCGUACCUGCUUGAGGUCUGGAUGGCACGGUCGGAGUCAAAGUGCUACAUGGCCUCUACACUAGGCCAUCUACUGGUGUGUCAGACCUUUGUGGCAGGGGUCAACUUCUACUUCAUCAGCAAUCCAGUGUCGUACACAGACAUGGCCGGCGUUAGGUGGUGUAUGGCGGUUUAUUGUAUUUGCUUCAUCUGCUCAUUUGGCAUCAUCAUCAAUAUCAUGCUAUGUGGCCUAGAACAACUGAGAUGGCAAAAAUACUUCUACCUAUCUGCUACCGUCAUGUACUUCAGCGCCCUCAUCACUUGGCCUGUGUUCAAGUUUAACAACCUCUAUCCGAGUCCGAUCUACCCGCCAGAGUCCUGCCAGAAGGGUCUAGGGUUGUGUCCUCGUGGCAUGUUGGUAAUGGUGACUGUGCUGACUGCCCUCAACUUCCUGCUUUACUCAAUAAGCUUGUAUUGCUCCUACUGUUUAGACUCGCUGACAGAAGAACAGGAGUAUACUGAAGUCCAAGAAACGUCUUUAGUGCAAGACCUGUAUCCAGCACAGCAACACUCCUCAAAUCCCAGGAUGCAUCUUCUGGGAUACCCAGCAGGACACCUACGCAGUUACCAGAGCAUGAACCAACCCAACCUUCUGGUGUGUGGUACAAAUGUAAUAGUGUGUCAUACUGGCUAUGUCAGUCAGACCCAUGGAACAGAGAAUAGACUGAGAAUAGAAUAGAAUGCAAAUACAGGUACAACUAUAAACAAGAUGG